CAUAUUAGUAAUGAAUAUGCUAAUGCAUAAAUAAUACAUACUAGUAACUAGUGUGCUAAUUAGUAAUGAAUACUUAUUAGUAACUAAUAUGCUAAUUAAUGACUAGUGCAUAUCAGUUACUAAUAUGCUGUUCACAACCAAUGCUGUACAAGAAGCAUCCUAAGGAGAUAAAGGUUUAUUUUGGCUCACGAUUUUGAGGAUAUUGACCAUGGGGGAGAAUCCUGGGAGCAGGAGGCUGUUUGUUCACAUUUAGUGAUCAGGAAGCAGAGGAGAAAAUGCCAGUGUUCAGCUUACUUUUCCUUUCCCCGUUCUCUUCAUUCCUGGAGCCUUCCUGUGGAAUGAUGCUGCCCACAUCUGGGACAGGUGUUCAUAAUACACACAAUGUAUCUGAGGCACAGGAAGGCUGAAUACCAGGGUCAAGGUCAGUCAGAGCAGAGCCGAGACAGAACUGGGCAUCAGGGUGCAGGUGAGUGUUCUUACUAGCUGCUGGCAGUUGCUCCUAGGUGGACCUUGAAGAAGUGACACAGACAACAGGGCAUCCAGGCUGUGGUGGUUUGAAUAAAAAUGACUCCCAAUGGCCCAGAGAGAGUAGCACUAUUAGGAGGUGUGGCCUGGCUACAGUGGGUGUGGCUUUGUUGGAGGAAGUGAGUCACUAAGAGGUGGGCUUUGAGGCUCUUCCUGCUGACCCAUGAUCCAGAAGCAUAACUCUCUGCUCCUUCUCCUGCACACUGCCGUGCCUCCUGCCGUGAAGACAAUGGACUAAACCUCUGAAUCUCAGCGAAGAGUUGGACCAGGUCGUUGAGAACUCAGAGCAGUCGGACGAGCGAGACAAGCAGCUGGUCCAAGUCCAAGGUCCAGGUGUCUUGCCGGGCGUGGACAGCGAGUCCGCUUCCAGCAGCAUCCGCUUCAGCAAGGCCUGCCUGAAGAACGUCUUCUCCGUGCUGCUCAGCUUCAUCUACCUGCUGCUCAUGGCGGUGGCCGUCUUCCUCGUCUACCAGACCAUCACAGACUUCCGAGAAAAGCUCAAGCACCCUGUCAUGUCCGUAUCGUACAAGGAGGUGGACCGCUAUGACGCUCCAGGGAUUGCCCUAUACCCCGGUCAGGCUCAGCUGCUCAGCUGUAAGCAUCACUAUGAGGUCAUUCCGCCUCUUGCCAGCCCUGGCCAGCCUGGAGACAGGAACUGCACCACGGAGAGGAUCAACUACACCCACCCCUUCUCCAAUCACACUGUGCAGUCGGCCCUGAUUGUCCAGGGGCCGCAGGAGGUGAAGAAGCGAGAGCUGGUGUUUCUCCAGUUCCGCCUGAACCAGAGCAACGAGGACUUCAGCGCCAUUGACUACCUCCUCUUCUCCUCUUUCCAGGAGUUCAUGCAAAGCCCGGACAAGGCAGGCUUCAUGCAGGCCUGCGAGAGCGCCUACUCCAGCUGGAAGUUCUCUGGCGGCUUCCGCACCUGGGUCAAGAUGUCGCUGGUGAAGACCAAGGAGGAGGACGGCCGAGAAGCUGUUGAGUUCCGGCAGGAGACCAGUGUGGUUAAUUACAUCGACCAGAGGCCUGCCUCGGAGAGGAGCGCGCAACUGUUCUUCGUGGUCUUCGAAUGGAAAGACCCCUUUAUCCAGAAGGUCCAGGAUAUAAUCACGGCCAAUCCCUGGGACACCAUCGCUCUGCUCUGCGGGGCCUUCCUGGCGUUGUUUAAAGCAGCAGAGUUUGCUAAACUGAGUGUGAAAUGGAUGAUCAAGAUCAGGAAGCGGUACCUUAAAAGAAGAGGCCAGGCGACAAACCACAUAAGCUGAAGCGCGUCACAGCCCGCGAGCCCACGCCGAACUCUCCCGCUGACGACCGAGCCACCAGCAAUCCUGUACUCACUUGAAAGGACGCUGCAGGGAAGGACAGCCUGUCGCUCUGUGCAGCCAAACCGGCCCAGGAGGAGGCUGUUCCGAGCCCAGAGGGAACCAGCCAGUAAAUAACUGGAAACUUAUUUAAGUAUUAAAUUAUUGACGGAUGUUUUAUAGAGCUGCUUCGAGCCUUGGAGAGAUCUGCAGAUGGCAGCUUCUUCCGAUUUGUUCAUUAAAUGGUUAAGCUCCAGGUUAAGGCUCCUUCACCUUAGGUUGUUUUUUCUUUCAAAUGGACUCAUGUGCCCUGUAGACACCGUCUGCUGUUACUAGACAAACAAGAACUUGUCAGAGCCUAGGUCAGGCUUUUCUCCUUAAAUGUAACCCUGGUGGGGCCACUGUGUAGACCAGGCCUGCCUCUGCCUUCCCGGGGCUGGGAAUGAAAGCCUGCCCCACCCUGGCCUUCCGGACUUCAGAGGCUCUGGAAACCAGUGGUCGCAUUCUGAGGCACCAGACGCACGGCGCAGUGUAUCUAGUGCGCGCCUACCUAGUGUAUCUUGGUCUCAUUGCCAGGUAAAUAAAGUUGGGCUAAUACAAAA
Messenger RNA from Meriones unguiculatus (Mongolian gerbil), 2428 nucleotides. RefSeq names its product proton activated chloride channel 1 (gene Pacc1). The record is from RefSeq and is a predicted model, not a curated record. Gene Ontology annotation, cellular component: cell surface. The coding region runs from base 969 to 1790 and encodes 273 amino acids. The transcript is spliced from 8 exons. Lineage: Eukaryota; Metazoa; Chordata; Mammalia; Rodentia; Muridae.